Molecule: messenger RNA, 2688 nt
Organism: Sorghum bicolor (sorghum)
Lineage: Eukaryota; Viridiplantae; Streptophyta; Magnoliopsida; Poales; Poaceae
Product: pectinesterase
Exons: 2
Coding region: 567-2387 (606 amino acids)
Biological process (GO): cell wall modification
Molecular function (GO): pectinesterase inhibitor activity; pectinesterase activity
Source: RefSeq, a predicted model, not a curated record
AAAAUAAUUUAAUCUCUCACUGGUCACCCAAGAUAAGCUAAAAUUUAAUAAGGAGAACCAACAAACCCUAAUUUACAUUAACUCUAGAUAUAGUAAAAGCUACGCGUAUCUACUACUUGCUCCAUUCCUGUAUACCCUGAUUCCAUAUGUGAAGAUACUCAUGGAACCUUUACAAUAAACCUUAAAUCAGAGCAAGUAUUAUAGUGGGCUAUAAGCAGGCUAAAUGCUGAGAUGGAGGAGAGAAGGGAGAAGCAUGCUGUAAGUUUACAGCCAGCUUAGGCACAGAAACCAAAAAACUUUGUGAGAGAUAAAUGGGCCAUAUAUUAAUAGUGAACAACUAAUUAUUGUAUGGGUGGGCUGAAAGAAAGCUGUAAAAAACCUUACCGCCAGUAAAUGGGCUAUAUUAUUAAACUUGCUAUAGGAUCUAACAUGAUACCCCGUUGUUGAACCUUGUAUAGUACUACUUCCGGUAUCUAGUACUCCUACAUAUACUCCUACUGUCCCACUACCACACCACACACAAUCUCAGAGCUAGUAUAGCUCGCGCAAUCGCCCUUGCCACAACCAUGGCGCCCGUGACGUUCUCACCGCCGCUCCUCCUCCUCGCCAUCCUUCUCCUCACCACCGCCGGCACAACUCAAUGCCACGGUCACGGUCACGGCCACAAUCACAAGAGCCAGCGCCACCACACCGGCGGAACUAGAAUGCCCAAAAAGACCGCCGCGGCGAGCGCCAGCAGCCCUCCGGCCGACACCGUCCACCACGCCAUCUGCCACACGACGCCGCACCCGGUGUCCUGCCUGGUGGCCGUUGCCUCGCACCUUGAUGCCGCCGUCGCCGGCGCGAAGGUGGCCGAGGCGUCCGCUGUCUCUGUACAGCUCCUCCCGCCGAACGUGCUCUCCGUCGUGCUGGCGUCCCUCCACGGGGCGGAGUCGGCGCUGUCGUCGCUCUCCCCGACGCUCUCCGCUCUCUCCGCGCCGCCCGCCGCCUCCCCCGUGCCCGCGGGCGCCUCGCUCCGCCGCGGCGCCGCGCAGGACUGCCAGGAGCUCCACGCCGCCACGCUGUCGUCGCUCUCGCGUUCCGCGUCGCUGCUCGCCGCGGCGCCCGGCGCCGAGGGCCUCCCCGCCGUGCGCGCGCACCUCGCGGCCGCGCUCACCAACAAGGCCACCUGCCUCGACGGGCUCGCCGGCGCGUCCGGCCCGCGGCUCGGCGGCCUCCUCGCGUCCCUCGACGACGCGUACGAGCAUGUCUCCAACUCGCUCGCCCUCGUCGCCGGUCGCGGCGUGUCUGCUGCUGGCUUCGUGAACGCCGUGGCGAAGACAAUUCACAACCGGCGGCUUCUCCAGGACGACGACGGCAGCGGCGGAGACGACGAUGACAGCGGCGGAGAUGACGACGACAAUGACGGGGAUGACAGCGGUGGGAACACCGGGCAGCCGGCGGCGACGGUGAUCACUGUGGCUAAGGAUGGGUCGGGGAACUUCCGGACCGUGGGGGAAGCGGUGGCGGCGGCGCCGAACAGCAGCGAGACGAGGACGGUGAUCCACGUGAAGGCCGGGACGUACGAGGAGAACGUGGAGGUUCCGCCGUACAAGAAGAACAUCGCCCUGGUCGGCGAAGGGCGCGACACGACGGUCAUCACCGGCAGCCGCAGCGCCGCCGACGGCUGGACCACCUUUCGCUCGGCCACUUUCGGCGUCUCCGGCGAGGGUUUCCUGGCGCGCGACAUCACGUUCCGCAACACGGCGGGCGCGGCCAGGGGCCAGGCGGUGGCGCUGCGGGUGAACGCGGACCUUGCCGCGCUGUACCGCUGCGGCGUGGACGCCCACCAGGACGCGCUGUACGCGCACUCGUUCCGGCAGUUCUACCGCGAGUGCGCCGUGUCCGGCACCGUCGACGUCGUCUUCGGCGACGCCGCCGCCGUGCUGCAGGCCUGCUCGCUCCUCGCCAGGGUCCCCCUGCCGGGCCAGUCCGUCGUGCUCACGGCGCAGGGCCGCGCCGACCCCAACGAGGACACCGGCAUCGCGCUGCACCACUGCACCGUCGUCUCCGCCGCCGGCGGCGGCCUGCCCGCCGGCACGCGCACGUUCCUGGGCCGGCCGUGGGGCGCGUACGCGCGCGCCGUGGUGAUGGACUCCUACCUGGGCCAGGUCGUGGACCGGGAAGGGUGGCUCGAGUGGCCCGGCGCGGAGCCCAGUCGCCGGGACACGGUGUACUUCGGCGAGUACGGGAACGACGGGCCGGGCGCCGACACGGAGGGCCGCGUGGACUGGGCUGGAGUGCGGCAGAUGGAGUACGACGAGGCGGCCCAGUUCGCCGUCGAGAACUUCAUCUACGGCGACGAGUGGCUGGGCGCCACCUCCUUCCCCUACGAUGACGACGUCUGAACUGAGCCUUUGCUGCUCUGCAAAAUCUCAAGAAAAUGCAGCAGCUAGCCACAAGUGACAGUGUAAGCUAUUAGCUAUGCAUACCCAUCAUCAGUUGUCAGUAAGUUUGGCUCGUGUUUUUGAUAUGAUGGAGAGCUUGUUUGGCUGCAUUUGUAUCCAUUGUAAAGUUGUCAAUCGCUGUAAAACUGUUCUCAUUCUCCUUUUGCACUCAGAAUAUGUAAAGUUGGCAUGCCCUGAUUUGUUUGCAGCUUAUGAUUCCCAUAGGAAUCAAUGUUUUAUGAAAUUAAGCAAUCAGGAUUCA